AAAGACAAGAUUUAUUCAUUCUCGCAAGUUGAUGCUUUCCUAUCCGCCUCAACCCGAAACUGCUCCUUCCACAUUGAAUGUGUGAAGGGUUAUUACUGAGAAAAGAAAAGCUAAAAUCCAAAAGCCAAAAACGAAGAAACUAACUUGCCUCACAUACUAUUAAAUUUCCUUCAAUUCAGCGUAACCUGCAUAUGCCUAUACUUUCUGCAACAUGCUACAUGGGUAAUGAGGAUACCUAAUAGCCAUACGCCUUCUUUCUAUACAACCUUCUAAAAAUGUUAGAGCAACAUGACAUCUAAACAAAGAUAUCAAACUCCAUCGAGAGCUUCGUCAUCAGCACAGUCCACUCACACUCAUCGCUUCACCCAGUCUAGCUCAUUAUUUGCUCGAUCAGCAACGGAUAGCCAUGUCUUCUCUACUCCUAAUCAAAGACGUGCUACCCCUAAUUAUCCCGAUUUAUCAAGUAGGGGCCAGCCAAGAAGCUCAAGCCGUACAAGCACGGCAAACAUCAUAUCCCCCUAUCAAUCAUCUCCUCAGCUCCCACCUCAUCCGCAAAGACAAAGAUUAUCCCUACGUCCCCCAUCCAGUCGGCUAUCCUCGAAUAAUUCGGUUCCUCUCCAGGGGAACAAUGAUAAUUCAACCCUUGAGGAUGCGCUGUCCAGUGAAGAUGCAGACGCAUUGGGAGAAGUUAUCAUGGCGAUUGACAUGAAAGACAAUGGCAAUCUUGGCUGUGCUUAUUACAUUGCCAUAGAUGAGACUAUGUUUCUCCUUGAAGACGUAGCCAUGUCGGGUAUUGAUCUUGUCGAGACACUUCUUCUUCACGUCAACCCUACUACCAUUCUCAUAUCUGCCAGGGCAUCCGAGGCGUUAGCAAGCUACCUUUCCAAGAGAGUUCAAGGCGUUGAUGGGAACCGGGGUGAUUCACGAAGUGCCUUUAUCUUGAGGAAUCUCAACUCUACCGACUUUCGUUACGACGUCGGCAAGACGAAGUUGUUAGCGCUUAACCUCGAAGCUCUCGGCCAUCAGAGCGUACUCUAUACGUCUAUUGUUGACGAAGUUGUCGAUGAUGCUGAUGGUUUCGGUGAAGAAAACUCAAAGCAGGCUCGUCUAAUGCGUCUCGGGACUUCAAUCAACCUUGAUAGUCGGCUAACGAUUGGUUGUGCUGGAGCGCUGCUUGGUGACCUUCAACGGAGGAGAACCGCCCAUUACUUACCAAAUGACCCCGAUUCUUUAGUUGCAUUCAGAAUCAAAUCUAUCGAGAUGUUCACUCUGUUUGACUCGAUGUUCGUCAAUGCCGACACUUUAGUGUCUCUUCAAAUUUUACAGUCAGAGCACCACCCGAACAGUCACCAAAGAGGUCCCAGUACUUCUGGUUCGAAGGAAAGUCUUUCUGUUUACGGACUAUUCCAACACCUAGCACGUACUCCCCAGGGGAAAUUGAAGCUCCGCCAAAUCUUCCUACGACCAAGCACUGAUAUCAAUGUAAUCCAUACACGUCAAAAGACGAUAUCAUUCUUGCUACGACCAGGGAAUGCCGAGACUCUUAUACAGCUAAGCAACGAGCUCAAGAAAAUUAAGAACAUGAAAUCAGUUGUAGCUCUGCUGGAAAAAGGCGUUGAUAUUCCUGGUCGUAAGAUAUCCAUAGCUAAUAAUGUCUGGGCUUCUCUACAACGUUUCGCUGCAUACAGCUUGCGACUUAGAGAUUCACUUCGGACAUUACCAGGAUCAGAAAAGGUCGAGAUCGUUAGAAAGGUUAUAGAUGUUAUUCAACCACUUGUCCUCUGUCAAGUAGGCGAGUUUAUUAGCCAGACCAUCGACUUCGAGCAGUCCAUGGAACGCGGAAGAACUGCCGUCAGGCUUGGAGUUGAUGCUAAUCUAGAUGAAAUGAAGCGAAGCUACGAUGGAAUGGAGCACUUCCUGACUAAUGUCAUAGCAAAGCUACGGGACGAGUUACCGGAAUGGGCUAGAAGAUACGUGCAAAAUUGCAUUUUCUUCCCACAAUUAGGAUUUUUGACAGUAGUUUCAGUCAACCCAGAAACGGGGAAAGGCAACUAUGAUGGUGAGGGUUUAAAUGAUGUAUGGGAACGUAUGUUCACGGCGGAGGGUUGUGUAUAUUAUAAGAAUCGGCAAAUGAAGGAAAUGGACGAACAUUUCGGAGACGCAUAUUGUAUGAUCAUAGACCGAGAGAUCGAGAUAAUCCAUGAGCUCGCAAUCAAAGUCCUAGCACAGAAGGAGGUCAUAAUUGCAGCGUCGGACGUGCUCGGCGAACUUGAUAGCCUCUUUGCAUUGGCAAUUGGCUGCGGACAAUAUAAUUGGGUUGCGCCUAAAAUGACAGCCCAGAAUAUCAUACAUAUCCGAGGGGGUCGUCAUCCUUUGCAGGAAUUGGUAGUGCCGUCGUUUAUUGCAAACGAUUGCUGUAUCUCCGGUGGACCUGGGCCUGAAGAAGAUGAGGAUGAUGGUGCCGCGAAUGAAAAUUCAUCAGAAGUCGAGCGAAACUCGAUAGAACACCCGAGCACGCUCGUGUUGACGGGACCCAACCACUCUGGCAAGAGUGUAUAUCUCAAGCAAGUCGCCCUUAUUGUGUAUCUGGCUCAUAUCGGUUGCUUUGUACCUGCUGAGCGAGCGCAGAUUGGAAUAACUGAUUGUAUACUAACACGUAUUGCUACACGUGAGAGCGUAGCAAGGAACGAAAGCGCAUUUUCCAUUGACUUACGCCAGGUCGCUUUUGCGAUGAACUUUGCAACUCGCAGAAGCCUUGUGCUAAUAGACGAGUUUGGCAAAGGCACCAACAGUCUAGAUGGCGCUGGAUUAGUCACAGCGGUAUUGGAUCAUUUCACAUCUCUCGGACCUGAGAGACCAAAGGUUUUAGCAGCCACGCAUUUCCACGAAAUAUUUGAGGGCCAAUUUCUAGUAGACACCCCAGAACUAUCCUUCGGGCAUAUGGAUGUUCGAUUGGAUUUCGAUGCUCCAAUCAUGGAAGAUCAAGUAACAUAUCUUUUCCAAUUGAAGUCGGGCCGAAGUAUCGCGAGCUUCGGUAGUCGUUGCGCGGCGAUGAAUGGUAUUGGUGAGGCAGUAGUUGAGAGAGCCGAAUCUAUUAUGCUCUUGCUUGCCAGAAACGAAGACCUCGAAGUCGCCUGCUCGAAGCUCUCGGAUUCGGAGACGCAGAAGCUUGAAGAAGCUGAAGUUGUUGCGCGUAAUUUCCUCGGACAAGAUAUAAGAACGCCGCCUAGCAAUGGAAUAAAUGUUCAGGGCACCCAGUAUCGGCAGAUUCUUGAUCAAAUCUCCUCAUUCGACGACUCCACAGCAAAAUAUUAG
Messenger RNA from Annulohypoxylon maeteangense, 3315 nucleotides. RefSeq names its product muts domain V-domain-containing protein. Gene Ontology annotation, cellular component: nucleus. Gene Ontology annotation, molecular function: ATP-dependent DNA damage sensor activity; ATP binding; mismatched DNA binding. The record is from RefSeq and is a predicted model, not a curated record. Gene Ontology annotation, biological process: mismatch repair; chiasma assembly. Bases 289 to 3315 code for a protein of 1008 amino acids. NCBI's taxonomy places the organism in Eukaryota, Fungi, Ascomycota, Sordariomycetes, Xylariales, Hypoxylaceae. The transcript is spliced from 5 exons.